AUGUCCGAAGACGGAACGCAAUCCGAACCAUUCGCCGAUGCUGAAUAUCUCGAUCUCGACUUUGAUGCUCGUCAUACUUCAUAUCAUCAUAUCAAUGCUGAAUUUGAUAUCAUGAUGUCAUCUAACUUCCAUUCUGCAAAGAAGCCGACCCCUCUCUCUAAUCUUCCAGCCUCUCUAGCUUCGGCUUCAUCAGCUGUGCCUUCACAAUGUUUAGCAUUAGCUCUUGUUCGUCGCGUAGGAAUGUUUAUACUCAUGUCACGGGGAGUCGGGGGUUAUGGACAAUCACCUUCUCUACAACCACAAUUGGCAGGCGUUCCUGUCAAUACCAACUUGCAGCUAGGGGGAGUUGGGGGUUAUGGACAGUCAAGUUCUCUACAACCAGGCGUUCCUGUCAACACCAACAUACAACUGGGAGGAAUCAGUGGUUAUGGACAACCUCCCUUGUCGGGUAAUCCACCUGCCAGUACGGGUGGUGGACCACACAUACCAAACGUAAGACUAUCGUUUAUCUCUGCUAAAGAUCAGACAAAGUUCGAGGAGUUAUAUCGUUCAACCGUUGCUGGAGGAAAACAUAUGACAGGUAAUGUUAGCAGUAUGGUAAUUGGUAAUGCAUCUAUGAUCGUAUCGAUAUUAAUAGAGGAAUAUAUAAUCACAGCCGAACAGGCUAAGGCCAUCCUCAUCAAGUCAAAACUAUCACCAGAAGUCUUGGCUAAGAUAUGGAGUCUAUCUGACAUAACCCAAACCGGCUACUUAACAUUUCCGGAAUUUGCUCUGGCAAUGUACUUGACAAACUAUAAACUUAACGGGCGUGAAAUUCCAUCCACAACACCCGACAACAUUCUGUCCGAAGUGAAAGGAGUAAUCGAGCAAAUUCAAGCGAUCAAGCAAAAACAAGUAGCCGAACAACCACUCAUUCAAAUGAACGCUACUCCUCAGAUGAGUUCCGUACAACCUCAGAUGAUCCAACAACAAUACACCGGAAUGUCUACAAUAUCCUCUAUACCUACACUAGCUUCUAUUUCACCAGUACCCACUGGAGUCUCCUCAGCGGGCGGAUUACUAGGACAGAAUUUCAUGGUGUUUGCUCAGAGAGUUAUGCCUCAACAAAAUCCACCACUCCAGUACAAUGUUCAGGGAUUACAAGGAAAUGCAAAAAUCCCUUGGGCAGUAACAAAUGAAGAGAAGAUGCAAUACAGAGAAAUUUUCAAGGCUUGGGACGUGAAUGGAAGUGGAUAUCUUAGCGGCGAAAAGGCAAGAGAAAUAUUUUCACAAACUGGGCUUCCUCGAGAUGACUUAAUACAAAUAUGGGGCUUGGCAGAUCCUUAUAAUCAUGGAAAAUUAAACAUAGAUGAAUUUGCAGUGGCAAUGCAUCUAAUCUAUCGCAAACUCAAUGGCUACGAUGUUCCGGCCACUCUACCACCUGAAUUAAUGCCUCCAUCUUCUAGAGAUCUCGCAGAGAGUGUGGAUAAGCUCACAAACAUUAUUGUAAGAGAAAGUCAAGCACAACGUCUGUCUCCACAACCAGCAAGUAACCAAUACGCUAAAUCGAGAAGUUUUAACGGUGCAAGCACAAACCCACUUGAUAUCAAACAAGAUGCUGUUGCGUACAAGCACGAUGAUGAUGACGUUGGGUAUGUUAGCUCUGCCAGGAGAAGAGCACCCUUGACAGCUCCUAAACAAGAAACAAAGAAGAAACUUAAUCUAGAGGAAUUAAGGAAUCAAGUACAGGAGAAGGAAAUUACGUUGGACGCAUUAUUAUGUAGCGCUGAAAGUAUUCCUACUCAAGCAUAUUCAGAACAUGGUGGUGAUGAGAUAGAGACCCUGAAGAGGGAUACACGUGAUUUACAUUCACAGAUAAUCCGAUUAUCACCCGGUGAUUCUGUAUCAAGAGAACAAGAUCGCAACUUUACUGAAUUAAGGACAUUAUUGGACGAUCACCGUAGAUUAGAGUCAGAGAUUAACGAUUCGCUCUCAUCAACUAUCCCAGACUUGAUCAAGACAAUACGUAAAACCGAUGAUCAAGUAGCUGAAGCAAAACUGGCGCUCUUCAAAUUACGAGACACUAAGAAUUCAGGUCCAACACUCGAAAUCAUUGGCACGGGCCCUGGCGGAACCAUCACUGAGGCGGACAGGAUUAAAGCAAAAGCUCAAGCUAUGGUACAAGCGAAAUUGGCCGCUCUCACUGGUAAACCGGUAUCCACCGGUGGUGGAACAGACGCGGAUGCGUCAAAGCGAUUUGAAGAGAAAGCCGUGGCAGUUAACGCAGAAAGAGCAACUCGUGAAGAACGUGUAACUGAAAUUGAAAGAACAGUGGGGCGUGUACAAGAUAUGCUGAUUAGAUUCGCAAGAGAGAAAGAAGAAAUUUCUGACGCGUUGCGGCAUUAUGAGACGGACGGGCAGAUAUCGUAUGAAGAGCGCCGAAAAUGGGAAGAUGGCAUUGAUGUUGGAGACGAAGUGAGACGAUUCAUCGACGAAUUGAGGAGGGAAGGCGAAUCAAGCACAAACAGAUAUUUGAGAAAAGAAAGCGACUUAAGCACACCAAGCUACUUAAGGAAGGAGAGUGAAUCAAGCACAAGCAGUUAUUUAAGAAAAGAGAGCGAAUCAAGCACAAGCAGUUAUUCAAGAAGAGAGGGCGAAUCGAGCACAAAUAGUUAUUUAAGAAAGGAAGGCGAAUCAAGCGUAAAUAGUUCGUCUACUCCUUCGUCUUCAGGAAGUUCUUUUUCAUUAAAACCCAAGACACCGGAAGAGCGCGCAGCAUUCAUAAAGGCCGAAGCAGAACGUCGAAUGCAAGAAAGCUUAAGACGCCUCGGGUUAGAUCCCUCAUUGAACGCUUCAAAACCGGCAGCGCCCUCUGCUUCUGAACGCCUAGCACGAGAACGAGCCGAAGCCGAAGAGAGAGAACGUGCUCGUACCGAGAAGUUGUUGGCAGAUAAACAGAGAAAAGCUGAAGAGAGUGCCGAAAGAGAGCGUCGACUUGAAGAGUAUAAAAGACAAGAAGAAGCCCCUGAAAUGGAAGCAGCGCGACAGAGAGACUUUGGAGACAUACCGAAGGUUAGUAGCGUUCCGCCACCCGCACCAUCGCCACCAAUGGCGAACGUCAUUCCGACUGCCCCUCCUCCCCCACCAAUUCGACAAGGCACACGGUUGAAGGCGGCAGUAACUAAUGACCGGUCUGCUCCUUCUGUUGGAGACCAAUCACGCGGGGCCGGUACAUCCGCAUCCGCAUCUACUUCGUCGUCUUCGGCUGCAGGCGCUGCCUCUUCUUCUCUCUUGGCAGGUUUAGGUGGUCUUUUUGCUGGAGGAUUCCCCAAACUCGCUAGUCGUGGUGGCACAAUCGAUACAGGCCGAGCACCUUCCACAGCCGAAAUGAACUCGUCUAACAAUUUGGAAGUUAAUCGCAGAGAUACGGAAUGGUAUGAUAGUCUUGCGUCAGACACUUUUGCCUCUGAUGAUACAUUUGCGACAAAAGUGAAAAGUUUAUAUGCCUUUGCAGGAACUGGGCCUGAUGAUUUACCAUUUGAAGCUGGAAUCGUGUUUAAGGCUUAUCCGAGUAAAGAGGAUAAACAUCUUGAUUGGUGGUUUGGCAUUAUUGAAGAGACAGGCGCGAAGGGUUGGCUUCCUAAGAACUAUGUUGAGGACGUAACUGAAGCCCGCGUGCUUUACGAUUAUGCUGCUCAGACGGCUGAAGAGAUUACCAUAAAAAAGGAUUCCGUGGUCUUAAUCCUUGACAAAUCCUUGGGCCAUUGGUGGAAAGUUGAACAUGAAGGAGCAAAGGGAUUUGUUCCAGCAAAUUAUGUCGAAGAGAUUUCUAGUAGUAGCGAUUCGUCACUAAAUCUUCAAGAUUCAUCUGUACCCGACGACAACCAAGAGAUAGUAUCCGAUCCCGAAGAUCCAUUCAACUUGGAAUAUACAGAUGAUGAUGACGACGAUUCGGUAGAUGAAGAAAUACAAAGGAGAAUAACGAGAGUCCCUUCUUUCGUAAUAAGAUCAGCAUCGCCCGACAGAAUGGAUAGAUCACGUACACCUAGUCCAACUCGGUUAUUUGGAUCUAGUCCUAUUAGCAGUGUGUCGUGGAUACCUUCGAGACAUAGGAAGCAAUCGUUUGGUGUACCGUCCGAGUCUGGUGGUGGAGUUAGACCAAAAAGCCCAGUGGGUCCAUCGAGUCAAUCCUGGGCAUCAUUAACCCCACCUUCCACUCUAGCCAAUCUUUCCAAACAGACCAUCAAACGACAAGAAGCGAUUCAUGAACUCGUCCUUACAGAGCAAUCAUACCUUUGCGAUCUUCAAAUGAUAAUCCAAACGUUCUACUCUCCUCUUCAAUCACGUCUUUCUUCAUCCGAGCUGACUACCCUUUUUUCAAACAUCGACGAUAUCCUACUUGUGAACACGGCUUUACUAAGCGAUCUUGAACAAAGACAAGAAGAAGGAACCGUAGUGGAAUGUAUAGGCGACGUGUUUUUGAAACAUGCAGACAAUAUGACAUGUUAUAUUGAAUACUGCGGUAAUCAGAUGAAUGCAAGCAAGUUCUUGAUCAUGAGGAGAAGUGCAGAUCGCGAACUUGAUCAGUUUUUGAAGAGACAGCAACAGGAGCCGCAGUGCAGAAACCUUGACCUUUCAAGCUUUUUAUUACAACCAAUGCAAAGGAUAACUCGAUAUCCGUUACUCUUACGCCAGAUACUUCAUUAUACAGAGAAAGACCACACAGAUCAUGAGAAUACGAUGCAAGCUUUAAAAAAGGCUGAAAGUGUACUCGAAAAGACGGAUGAAGCAAUUAGAGAUCAAGAGAACAAGUUGAAAAUUGCCGAGAUAACCAAGAUAGUUGAUUUUGAGACACUUGGCGAGAAAUUGGAGCUUACGAGCAUGACAAAGUUUGUUGGGAAAAGGCAAUACAUCAUGGAAGGACCAUUACAGAAGGCGAGGGGCAACAGAAAAUUGUAUGGAUAUUUGUUCAAUGAUAUGUUAAUACUAUGUGAACAACUCAGAAACACCAGUAAAGGAUACAAGUAUACCCUAUAUCGACCGCCAAUUCCGCUGAAUGAAAUAGUAGUAAAAGAUGGUGGAUCAGACAAGAUGUCGUUCCAAUUAACCCAUAAUACAUCUAAAAUUAAUCUGAGAACGAACAAUGUAUCUGUAAAAAGACAAUGGGUAAACAAUCUUGAAACUGCGAGUGGAUACUGUCAACGUAAGGCCGAAGGAAAUCCGAUAGUAUCCGAUUAUAUUGGAACGUUGAAGGCGCUAGUAUAUGAGGCUUAUAUUCCUAAUAAUGGACUAUACGUAAACAAGCCAUUAAAUCUUCAUUGUCGAGCUCAGUUAAGUAGACAAAUAUUCAAGACCAAAUCUGUAAGGGAUACUUUAUCGCCGAAAUGGAAUCAGGCAUUAAUAUUCUCAGUUACAACACUUGAGGAUACGUUGAGACUGUCGGUAUACAAUAGUGAUGGCAAAAGUAACCAGGAUGAAUACAUAGGACAAGCAUCAAUAAGAUUAAAUUACUUUUUUAAAGAAAACAGAGAAAAGCAAACGGACGCAAUUAAACUUUCUCUCAAAGAUGGAGCGACAGAUGCACAUAUUUCGGACGUCUGGGAAACGCAUAUUCAAUGGACGAGGCGUUACAAAACGCUGAAAGUAAAUAAAGAAAAAGAGUCAACAACUGUGCCUG
Molecule: messenger RNA, 5656 nt
Organism: Paraglomus brasilianum
Lineage: Eukaryota; Fungi; Glomeromycota; Glomeromycetes; Paraglomerales; Paraglomeraceae
Source: the annotation of a GenBank genome assembly